Molecule: messenger RNA, 378 nt
Organism: Saccoglossus kowalevskii
Lineage: Eukaryota; Metazoa; Hemichordata; Enteropneusta; Harrimaniidae
Product: mitotic spindle assembly checkpoint protein MAD1-like
Biological process (GO): attachment of mitotic spindle microtubules to kinetochore; mitotic spindle assembly checkpoint signaling
Cellular component (GO): kinetochore; mitotic spindle; nuclear envelope
Source: RefSeq, a predicted model, not a curated record
AUGUUCGUUCUUACUAUUCUUUCAACAGAUUUAAAGAAAGAGUUGAAAUCCUCAGAGCUGAGAAACCAAAGACUGAAAGAAGUUUUUUAUAAAAAGAUUCAAGAAUACCGUGAAGCAUGUUAUCGACUGACAGGGUAUAAGAUUGACAAUCCUAAAGAUAACCACUAUAUGUUAAUGUCUAUGUAUGCAGAUAGUCAAGACGAUGUUCUCAUGUUUAGGUCAACAGAUUGUGGUGAGAUACAGUUACUGGAGUCGCAAUUCUCAUCAACGUUAACAGACCUGGUGGAACAGUUCCUAAUAAACCAAGAUAGCAUACCAAUGUUUUUGAGUUCAGUUACAUCAGAACUCUUUGGUAGACAAACUAUGGUUACUUCAUAA